UCAGCUGUGGAUUGGACUGGAAACAGCUGUUGGCAUCAGCUGCUUCAAGUGCACGCGAAUAGCAGAAACGUAAUCAAAAAGUGAAAAGGCAUAAAUUAUAAUAGUUUUCAAACAUAAAAUAAGUAAACACACAUAAAAUGAUAAAAUGUCAAAACUGCCAAAAUCUGCGCUUAGCUUAAAACAGUUCAUGCUGCGCCAGGAGGUGCUGAAGCUGUAUAGAGAAAUUUGGCGCACUACGCGGCUGGUGCCGGACCAGCAUAGCCGACAAGAGCUUAGGGCCUGGGCUCGCCACGACUUCCAAGCGAAUCGCAACCAAAGCGACGAGGUGGCCAUCAAAAUGCUGAUGCAGAGCGCCAGACGCAGCCUGACGGAGCUGCAGACCAGCCUCCAACUGAGCGGCACGAGCGUGAAGUGAGAAAAAUGCUUGCAUCUUUUAUUUGAGCUUUGCAAACUUGGCUGCUGCAAUCGAAUUACAGCGACAUAAAACACGAUAAUAAAUAAAUAAAGCU
Molecule: messenger RNA, 509 nt
Organism: Drosophila navojoa
Lineage: Eukaryota; Metazoa; Arthropoda; Insecta; Diptera; Drosophilidae
Product: LYR motif-containing protein 2
Cellular component (GO): mitochondrion
Source: RefSeq, a predicted model, not a curated record